CUCAUUGAGACCGCUAAACAUAAAAGAGAAAACGAACUAAUAGCCAGGAGAGAGAAACUGAUUUUGGAAAUAGAAAAGGAAUCGCGCCGCAUGGAAGAAUUUACAGAAUUUGCAGAGCUGGAACGCAUGCACCAGUAUGUGGCAGAUGUAAGACAACUGCAAAAACGUAUUCAGGAGUCUGAGGAAGCAGUUCAGUUUAUUAAUAAAGAAGAGGAACUUUUCAAGUGGGAAUUGACAAAAUAUCCUGAACUGGAUAAAUUGAAAGUUAACAUUGAGCCCUAUCAAAAGUUUUUUAAUUUUGUUUUGAAGUGGCAACGAACAGAAAAACGGUGGAUGGAUGGAGGUUUUUUAGACCUCAAUGGGGAAAGUAUGGAAGCUGAUGUAGAUGAGUUUUCCCGAGAAAUUUUUAAGACACUGAAAUUUUUCCAAACAAAACAAAAGAAAGAAUUACAAGAAAAAAGAAAGACAGCAAAGAGACGAUCUCUGGUAGAAGAGAAGCCGGAAGAAGAGUCAAAGGAGAGUCCUGCUAUUACUAUGUGCUCUGCAGUAAUGGGGCAGAUAAAAACCUUUAAG
Molecule: messenger RNA, 573 nt
Organism: Trichechus manatus latirostris (Florida manatee)
Lineage: Eukaryota; Metazoa; Chordata; Mammalia; Sirenia; Trichechidae
Product: dynein heavy chain 12, axonemal-like
Exons: 3
Biological process (GO): microtubule-based movement
Cellular component (GO): dynein complex
Molecular function (GO): dynein intermediate chain binding; dynein light intermediate chain binding; minus-end-directed microtubule motor activity
Source: RefSeq, a predicted model, not a curated record